Molecule: messenger RNA, 1033 nt
Organism: Trifolium pratense (red clover)
Lineage: Eukaryota; Viridiplantae; Streptophyta; Magnoliopsida; Fabales; Fabaceae
Exons: 8
Coding region: 175-828 (217 amino acids)
Molecular function (GO): oxidoreductase activity
Source: RefSeq, a predicted model, not a curated record
AAUUUGUUGAAAAAUAAAAUAAAAAUAAUUGGAAUUAUUCAUUUUCUCCUUUUUCAACUCUCAUAAAAUUCAACAUCAUACACCAACAAAUCCAAUUCUCUGACAAAGCUUCUGAAUUCUGGUUUCUUUUCUCUCUCUUCACAUUUUCAGAGACAUUGCAGAUACCGCAGGAUCAUGACUGACACUAAUAGUGCUCACUCCGAAAAGAAACUUAUCCGAGUUGACGUUAGUUCUGAUACUGUAUGUCCAUGGUGCUUUGUUGGCAAAAAGAAUCUAGACCAAGCCAUAGCUAAAUCUAAGGAUAAAUACAACUUUGAGAUAAUUUGGCAUCCCUUUCAACUCAACCCUGAUGCCCCUAAAGAAGGCAUUGAAAAGAGGGAGUUUUACAGGAGCAAGUUUGGAUCCCAAUCAGAUAAGAUGGAAGCUCGGAUGACGGAGAUCUUCAAGGUGGUCGGUCUUGCUUAUAGUUUGUCCGGACUCACGGGAAACACUAUGGACAGCCACAGACUUAUAUAUUUUGCUAGACAGCAGGGUCUUGAUAAGCAACAUGCUCUAGUUGAAGAACUUGGUCUUGGUUAUUUCACCCAGGGAAAAUAUAUUGGUGACCAGAAUUUUCUUGUGGAAGCUGCUACCAAGGUUGGUAUAGAAGGCGCAGAAGAGUUUCUUAAGAAUCCCAACAAUGGGCUGAAGGAGGUGGAGGAUGAGCUUAAUGCACACUCAGGAAAUAUUACAGGAGUUCCAUAUUAUGUGAUUAAUGGGAAUCAGAAGUUAAGUGGUGCACAGUCCCGUGAAGGGUUCUUGAGAGCUUUUCAAGCUGCUACAAGUUGAAUUUCAGCACUACAAAGUUUCUAAUUCUAUUGUCUUAUAUUACAAUAUUACAAUGAUACUAUAGAAAUAAGAAGCUAGUGUCAUGUUGCAUUAUAUAAGUGGUCUAGCGCAAGCGGUGGAUGCGCACUGAGUUUUGUAAACUCCAUGCUAUCGAAUUCGAUUCCUAAUCAUCAAUAAUAAAAUGAAUGACUUUGCUAUUUAUAAA